Molecule: messenger RNA, 861 nt
Organism: Adineta ricciae
Lineage: Eukaryota; Metazoa; Rotifera; Eurotatoria; Adinetida; Adinetidae
Source: the annotation of a GenBank genome assembly
AUGUGGCGUUUGGCUAAUUGCCUCUACCGUGCUUUUCGUAAUGUAACAAGUCAUCGUUGUCCGCAAGAUAUCAUCGCUCCGAUUGCAACGAUUUGUAAGAAAGAUGACGAAUCGAAACAAAAAGAGCAACUAAUACCUGCAAUUGAGCAUAAAUCUGAUAUUAAUCAGAUUAUAAAAACCAACAAAUUUUCAGCACAACAUUUCCAGAGACUAAUCGAGUAUGCCUAUAAAGUCGCAAUUCGAGAAUUGGUCGGUAAACCGUGCGUAUUCAAAGCAAUUACGCUUCCGAAAAUCGAGCGUGUUGUUCUACAAAACCAACCGUUACCUUCUCCACCUCCUGCAUCUGCGCCCGCACCCAAAGAAGAUCCUGUUGCUUCAUUGCUUCAAGCGGAUGAAGGUUAUAUGACCGCAGUCAAAGCUCUUGCUGAGUUAAACGAAGAAACAAUGGCGAACAUUCAAAAUGAAAUGGCUCUCGAUGCCAUCGAAUCUGGAAACGUCCAGCUAGGCAUCGAAGCUCUUCAAGCAAGUGCUAAAAGUGGUAAAAAUGCUGCAGCAUUGUACAACCUCGGUAUUUGUCACGAACGAGGUAUUGGUGUCGCAGCAGAUCGAGCUAAGGCGUGUGAUUAUUAUCGUCAAGCGGCUAUGUUAGGGCAUGCAAAUGCACAGUACAAUUUAACACUCCUCUCGAAUCAAAUUGAUGAUGACGACAGUGAAGAUGAAACAGUUGAGCAAACAACAAUAACAACGAAAUCUUCUGGUAUAUUUCGAUUUUCAUUCUCGAAAGAUUCUAAAGAAGAUUCAUUCCAAUCAUGGAAUGAUUAUUCGUUAAAUUUUACAAAAACACUGGCGUGCUUAUCAUAG